This is a messenger RNA of Momordica charantia (bitter melon), 1950 nucleotides long. RefSeq lists its product as uncharacterized. Gene Ontology annotation, biological process: biosynthetic process. Gene Ontology annotation, molecular function: L-kynurenine:2-oxoglutarate transaminase activity; pyridoxal phosphate binding. The record is from RefSeq and is a predicted model, not a curated record. Gene Ontology annotation, cellular component: cytoplasm. Lineage: Eukaryota; Viridiplantae; Streptophyta; Magnoliopsida; Cucurbitales; Cucurbitaceae.
UCUUCCACUUCUCGUACUUUUAAUCUUCAUUCUCACGCCUCUUUAGUCUUUAGGAUUGUUUAAUCAAAACCCACUAAUAAACUUUCAAUGUUAAUGUCUACUAUACUAGGUCUCCUAGUUUUAAGAAGUGGUUCUUUCUAGAUCCAAUUUGUAAUUUCAGUGUUUGACAUCUGUAAUAUCAUAUCGUGAUUUAGUUAUUGCAUAAAGAUUAUGGUACAUUAGUAAACUUGAGGAAUAAGGUUCAAGUUUUUGUCUCUUGGUUUGAAUUUUAGUACUCUGGAAAAAGGGAAGGGAAAUGAUGCCCGGAAAUGCUUUAUUAAUAUGAUUAAGAAGUUGGGUUUUAGAAAUUUGCCCCGGGGCAGUCCGGUUGGCAAAGGCUCUUGGUCAUGGCCUUCCUCUUUAUUCCCCAUCAUUCUAUUGUACCUAGUACAAUUCCUUUUCUACCCCUCCUAUGAUAAGUCUUCACAAUGGGAGGCCUAACAUCAUGCAGGUCUCAAGUUACCAAAAGUCCUUAAUGUCUCAUGGGUCUGGGCCUUGGGAUAGGGACGGAUGCCCCUGGGCAUAAGGGAGCAGAGCUCCGACUCCAAGUUAUAAAGAAAAAAGGUUGGGUCGGAUUUUACGCUUCGUUCAAGUUGUUCAUGAGGAAGGACUUGUUCCAAUAAUUUGACCGUGUUCAUCCAAAUUCAACUUGAAUCUUUAGAAUAAUGUGCUUCUCUGAUAUGGGGAUAUGUGACGAACUGGCUAAGAUAGCAAAGAGAAUACAUGGUUUAGAUGUUGAUCCUCUUACUGAUAUUGUUAUUUGUUGUGGCCAAACUGAGGCAUUUGCUGCUGCUGUAUUUUCCGUGAUAAACCCUGGUGACGAAGUUGUAAUUUUCAAUCCAUCUUUUGACACAUACGGAAAUGUUGUAUCCAUUGCUGGAGGAGUUCCAGUAUAUGUGACUCUUGACCCUCCUAAUUGGAAUCUGGACCCAAAUAAACUUUUGAAGUCGUUUACGAGUAGAACAAAAGCUAUAGUAUUGAACAGCCCUCACAAUCCAACUGGAAAAGUUUUCUCCAAGGAUGAACUUGAUGCAAUUGCGGGAGCAUGCUGCACGAAUGAUUGCCUAGUCAUAACAGAUGAAGUAUAUGAAUAUAUAACGUUUGGUGAUGCAAAGCAUAUAUCUCUCGCCUCGCUGCCAGGAAUGCAAGGGAGGACUAUCAUCACGUCGUCGCUGUCUAAAACAUUUUCAGUUACAGGAUGGAGGAUUGGUUGGGCAAUUGCUCCUGCUUUUAUUGCCUCUGCAAUGAGAAACAUUCAUGUUAGAGUUACAGACUCUGCUCCAGCCCCUUUCCAGGAAGCUGCCUUGAUUGCAUUGCAAAGUCCCCCGGAAUUUUUCGAGUCAUUAAGACGAGACUACGAGUCGAAAAGAGAUUACGUCGCUAAGUUGCUCAUGAAUCUCGGAUUUCGAAUCCCGUAUGAGCCUCAAGGCUCUUUGUUUUUAUUUGCAGAACUCCCCAAAAGUUGCACACUUACUGAUGUAGAGUGUGUUGAGGAACUGGUGAGACGAGCCGGGGUGGUGGCGGUGCCGGGAUGCGGGUUUUUUCAUACGGAUUCAUCGAAAGAAAAGCACGACGAAGAAGCCUGUAGGUUUCAAAAGAGAUAUAUCAGGUUUGCUUUCUGCAAAAGCAAUGAAACUCUGAGUGCUGCUGCACAAAAACUCAAAGAAACAGAUUUUGAGUUUCUGAAGCAUCUCUGAUUCUACUUAGAAAGGCCGCUGUUAGAACUUUUCAUGCAAUUAGGCCUUUUAAAGAUUUUAAUUAUUAUUACUUUUUUUAUAUAUAUAUAAAACAUUAUUAUUGAGAUAAAAGUAAAGAUGUGUGUUUGUUGGACUAGGAAGAUGGAAACAUAUGCCGACAUUAAAAAUAAAAAUGUUCUAAAUAUUAUGUUGGUUUCCCAACCCUUGAAGUCUA